GUCAAAUCGGACAGAGUAGUUGUUCCGCAUGUCCUGCUACCGAAAAUAGUGGAAGUUUUCCCAUAUUUUAGUGAAUUCGAAGCCAAUUGGGUGUUUUAAAACAGUUUAAAAUGGCUACGUUUGAUUUGACCGCAAAAAAUUGCCAGUAUCUGGACCGGCAUUUAACCUUUCCGCUCCUUGAGUUUCUUUUGCAGAAAAAGAUUUACGACCAAACAUCGCUCCUAGAGUUUAUCCUGGAAACAGUCAGUAAGACUAACAUGGUCGAUUAUACAAUGGACAUUCGAGAGCGCCUAAACUUGGGCAGUGAACUACCCGAAGAAUUAACCAAACGCAGGUCCAAUGUUUUGGUAAAAUUGAAGGAACUUCAGGCGGAGGUUGCUCCGCUUAUGAAGUGUAUGGAAGAAUUGAAAAAUCCAGAUACCAUGAAGGAUUCCAAAUCAAUCGUACAUGCUCUUCAACAGGAGUUUGAUUUUAAAUAUGACGUUAUCAAAAGUGCACAAAAACUGGCAAAGUAUCUGUACGAAUGCGGUAACUAUCGGGACUCGAUUUCUUAUCUGUACAUUUGCCUGUUAGUUAUGGAACCAACGGAUAAGAACUAUCUAAAUGUUUUAUGGGGCAAGUUAGCUGCUGAGAUUCUUACCCUGAACUGGGCAACGGCUCUCGAAGAUUUGACACGUUUGCGUGAUUUUAUCGACAACCAUAAUUUUUCGCCGAUCGAAGUGCUCCAACAGCGUACCUGGCUGAUCCACUGGAGUGUACUCGUCUUUUUUAAUCAUGCCAAGGGACGCGAUCUGAUUAUAGAAAUGUUUCUAUACAAGCAGCUCUAUUUGAAUGCAAUUCAGACAAUGUGUCCACAUAUAUUACGUUAUUUGGCCACUGCUGUCAUUAUCAAUAGAGGGAGAAGAAACGCUCUCAAGGAUCUAAUUAAGAUUAUUCAGCAGGAGUCGUACACUUAUCGCGAUCCGAUUACCGAGUUCCUGGAACAUCUAUAUGUGAACUUCGAUUUUGAAGGUGCCCGUAUGAAACUGCACGAAUGUCAAACAGUGAUUGUCAAUGAUUUUUUCAUUAUCGGCUGCCUACAGGAGUUUGUUGAAAACGCUCGACUGAUGAUCUUCGAGACAUUCUGUCGUAUCCAUCAGUGCAUUACGAUUGGAAUGCUGGCGGACAAGCUGAAUAUGGAACCGGCCGAAGCUGAAUGUUGGAUAGUCAAUCUUAUUCGUAAUGCCCGGUUAGAUGCAAAGAUCGAUUCUAAACUUGGACACGUUGUAAUGGGGACACAGCCUCUGUCUCCUUAUCAACAACUGGUGGAGAAAAUUGACUCGCUUUCAGUGCGUUCCGAAGCAUUGACGGUGUUAGUAGAACGUAAACAAAAAGCUAAAACGCAAGAAUCAGGCGAAGGCAAUUGGAAGUAUUAUUGAACAACUGCAUUAGGAAGAAAAAAUAUUUCGUUCGAAGGCGAAAAUUGCCUAUAAAAUCACCAACGAUAUAAGGGCAAAUGAACGAGUUCCAGAAAAUUAGCGUCUAUCAAUUUCACCAUAUUGUAACAAGCAAAGUAAUUUGAUAUCGAAAUAAAGAAAAUGAAGGCAAUUGAAUAGUAAAGUUAA
Molecule: messenger RNA, 1604 nt
Organism: Malaya genurostris
Lineage: Eukaryota; Metazoa; Arthropoda; Insecta; Diptera; Culicidae
Gene: eIF3e
Product: eukaryotic translation initiation factor 3 subunit E
Exons: 3
Coding region: 111-1418 (435 amino acids)
Biological process (GO): translational initiation
Cellular component (GO): cytoplasm; nucleus; eukaryotic translation initiation factor 3 complex
Molecular function (GO): translation initiation factor activity
Source: RefSeq, a predicted model, not a curated record